Messenger RNA from Trichoderma virens Gv29-8, 1107 nucleotides. RefSeq lists its product as uncharacterized. The record is from RefSeq and is a predicted model, not a curated record. The annotation marks the transcript as partial. The transcript is spliced from 3 exons. Lineage: Eukaryota; Fungi; Ascomycota; Sordariomycetes; Hypocreales; Hypocreaceae.
GCUUCUGCUGCCACAGCAUCAUUCUGUCCCAACACAGGCGUCUGUUUCGAAUGGGGAGUCCCCGAGGCCUCGGCUAAAGCAGGAUCUGGCGACAUCUUCUUCCAGCUCAAGGCUCCCACCUCAUGGCAAUGGAUCGGACUCGGUAUCGGCAGCCAGAUGGAUCACUCGCAGAUGUUCAUCAUGUACCAAGACGGCAACGGAAACGUGACACUCAGCACGCGGCCGGGCGCUAACCACGUCAUGCCCACUUACAAGGCGAGAAGCGACGUUGAGCUCUUGGCUGGCUCUGGUGUGGUUGGCGGCAACAUGAUCGCCAAUGUGAAGUGCGGCAACUGUACCAAUCUUGACCUCACUGGACAAUCGAACUGGAUUUCUGCAUGGAAGUCGGGAGAUGCUUUGGAUUCUACGAACCCGGCGGCUAUUAUCACUCAGCACGAUAGCAUGGCACAGUUUCAGGUCAACAUGGGUCAAGCUAGUAUCAGCUCCGACUCAAACCCCUUUGACGGCUCUGGCGACGACGAUGGCGGCAGCGGUGCUAUUUCUGGUGUCUCCAGCGGCUCGACGGACCAGACUUUGGCCUGUGCCCAUGGUGUCCUCAUGUCGGUCAUCUUCGUUAUCAUGUACCCGCUCGGCUCCAGCUUGAUGCCUCUGAUUGGAAAGUGGUACAUCCACGCAUCUUGGCAGACCAUUGCUUUCCUAGGCAUGUGGGCUGGACUUGGACUUGGUGUUACUGUCGCCAAAAACUCGAACAUUUUCUUUGACCAGGCCCACUCUCGCUUGGGAGUCAUUCUCGUUGCUCUCAUCAGCCUACAGCCCAUCUUUGGCUUUAUCCACCACGUCAACUAUCUCAAGACGCAAAAGCGUGGCAUCUUUGGCUACCUUCACUGCUGGUACGGACGUUCGCUUAUGAUUGUCGGUAUUGUCAACGGCGGUCUCGGUUUACAGCUCGGCAACGCUCCAACGCGCUUCAUUAUUGCUUACUCAGUCGUGGCCGGCGUCACCACGCUGAUUUACCUGGGCUCUAUUGCUAUUGGAUGGACCCGAUCGACGAGAAUCGAGAAGGAAUCAAAGCAAGACUACUCGUCGGUGGCGCAACCUUCGUCGUAA